AUGGCCAAGCUACUAGGCCUGAUAAUAAUACUUGUGCCUUUCAUUUGUAUGAUAAUGCCAUGCUCAUCUUGUCCUGCUCAUCAAAAACAAUCCCUUCUGCUCUUCAAAUCCUCCUUGCUCAAUAUCUCCAAUACCUCAAACUCGUCGGUUAUUGGCUUGGAGUCGUGGAACUCCAGUUCUGACUGUUGUACUUGGGAUAGAGUUGUUUGUAGUUUGCAUUCACGUGACGUUAUAGCUCUACACCUUGACCAUCUUCCUUCUGCAGUCUUCUUUCUUGCAUUUCCCAUAUUAGACCCCAUUUUUUAUAUCAGAUCCUUAAUUCUUCUUGAUAUCUCCUCUAAUUCGAUGGAAGGGCUAAUUCCAAUCAAGGGUUUGGCUAAUCCCACUAAACUAGUUCACCUUGACAUGAGUAACAAUGACAUUCAUGGCUCAAUUCCAGCUCAACUUUUUCAUCUAAAAUAUCUGAGCUUUCUUAAUAUCUCAUAUAAUCAGAUAUCAGGGGAAAUUUCAGGCAAUGGCUUGGCCAAUCUCACCAGUAUAGUUCACCUGGACAUGAGUAACAAUCACUUUGAUGGUUCAAUUCCAGCCCAACUUUUCCACUUGAGGCUUCUGCGGUUUCUUAAUUUAAGUGAUAAUUCAUUAAAGGGCGGUCUAAGUACUGAAAUUGGAAACCUUGGAAAUUUGAGGACAUUAAAGUUGGAUGGGAAUUCUCUUUUUGGAAAUAUUCCUUUACAGAUUGGUAAUCUGACAAAGUUGCAGUAUUUUUCAAUAAGCCUGAAUGAACUUUCUGGUGGGAUUCCAGAUUCAAUCUUCACUCUGAAGAGACUAGAAGGAUUGGAUUUAAGUAGUAAUUAUUUACGGAUGCAGAUUCCUAGUCAUAUUGGAAACUUGUCAUGCAUUUCCACUUUGGCAUUAAGCAAGAACAGCUUCACAGGUGCAAUCCCAACAUCUAUACGAAAUUUGAGCAAAUUAGAAACACUUCAACUGGAAGACAAUAUGCUUGGUGGAGAAAUACCCUCCUGGUUGUUUGACAUGGAGAGUCUGAAGAAUUUGUUUCUAGGAGGAAACAAGAUAAAUUGGAAUAAUAUUGUCAAAAUAGUUCCAAAGUGCAUGCUUUCUAGACUCUCUCUCAGAUCAAGUCAAAUUUCCGGAGACAUUCCUGAAUGGAUUUCCACUCAAAAGAAUCUCGGCAUUUUUGAACUGAGUUAUAAUCAGCUCACAGGAAUAUUUCCACUUUGGCUUGCUGAGUUGGAAGUUGGAAAUCUGCUACUGUCAAAUAACGAGCUUAGUGGUGCAAUCCCAUCUCGCCUUUUUCACUCAGAGUUUAUUAGUUUUGGCAAAUAA
Molecule: messenger RNA, 1344 nt
Organism: Daucus carota subsp. sativus
Lineage: Eukaryota; Viridiplantae; Streptophyta; Magnoliopsida; Apiales; Apiaceae
Product: receptor-like protein 46
Exons: 1
Coding region: 1-1344 (447 amino acids)
Molecular function (GO): protein binding
Source: RefSeq, a predicted model, not a curated record